GUGAGUGAGAGAGGGGGCAGCACAGGUCCGUGUAGAGUACACGGUGCGACGGACGUUUAGUUGUAUCGUGGACUUUGUUAACAUUGCGCGCGCAUAUACACAGAAUCGACGACGCUCUCCAGAAUCAGAGAAUCAGGCGGCCCAGUCCCAGUUCCCAGUCCCUGUCCCAGUGCGUGGCAACAAUUAACAUUAAACCGAUGAUCAACACUGAUUUCCAUAUAAAAAUUAUAAUAACUGUGCACAUUUAAUUAGCGAGAGUUUCAUCGUCAGAGCCGGCUAAUUUUAAUUUGUUGUCUGAUUUUUUUUUUUUUUUGUCUGACGAUCCACGAGCCUGUCAGAGUGUCAGCCUGUCGCUGUCGGGAUCGGGAGCAAGAUCCAAGAGAACAUUUCACACGCGACGAACUCACUCAAGAUCAAGACUCAACGACACGAUUAUACGAUGACAAAAGUCAAUAAAUAGGGUGUUGUUUGCUUUGUUUAAGUUUGCUUUCGUGUUGGGCUUCAUAAUAAUUCGUGGGAUCAUAUAUCGUAGCGUUGUGUGUCGUGAUUAUUGUUGUUGUUUUAUUUUGUUAUUGUUGUUUUGCGUUGUUGUUUUUGUUGGUGUUGUUGAUGUUUUGUUUGACGACUUGUGCUGCCCGCUUUGAUGGUGAUUAUGAUGAGGUAGAUCUUGUCUGACAGAUGCAGAUGAAUUAUUACCUAUCUUUGAGAUACUUUUGGCUAUCAUUGAAAUAUUGUUGAAAAAUAACAAAACAAACACUUGUAGAAUUAAAACAAACACUUGUUGUUUAAAUUAUAGUUGUGUUUUGAAUUUGUGUGGAAUUUUUGUUGGACGUUUUUUCCCCUUGCUGAUUCACCAUUGCCAUAUUGGGCUUUACGAGCUAAGACCAACACGACGACGAAGACCAAGAGUGAUUUAUGGUCGCGUGUCAUCUGAAAAUUUCAUGUUCAUAUCGUCCUGGACGUUCGUUUUGUUUGUUGUCUAUGCGUAGGUGUGUAGUAUUGGCAAUCUGAAGUGAACUGAACCAAAGUGGUAUCCCACUGUGCGCGGAACAUUAUGGAGCAAAUUGCCGUGAGCGAUAUGCAGCACCAGCAGAGCACAGCCAGCUUGGUAACGACCAGCAAUUCAGGCUCAGCGGACUACAAUUGCUUAUCAAUAGUGGGUGGAAAAAUGCGCAACAACUUGGGGAGUGCGGGCAACAACAGCAACAAUAAUACACUCGCUUCGUCGUUGGUGGAGAUUUCAGAACCUGUUGCAGUAAGUGCCGGUGGCAUUGAAGCCAGUUCAGACUCAGAUUCCCCCACAAUGUACUCCUCCUCGUCGUCGAGAACAACUUCCAAUUCAAUGGCCAACAAUGCGUCGAACGAUCUGGCAGCAGCUGCUGCAGUUGUACUCUCGCUGCAAGGAACGAUGGUAUCUAGUUUGCAGCAGGCAGCGAUGCUACCUGCCAAUUCGCCAGCUGCAGCUGCUCUCAACUUGCAAGCACUCGAAUCGUAUUUGGCCCUUCAACACAUCACCGGAAAGUCGGAUGUGUUUCGCAACAGCAACCAGGAGCAGGCAAAGGCCGAACUGGCCAGCGAUCUCGGAGACUGCGACGAUCUCAAUCUCUUGGAGAGCGACGAGCAGCUGUCUUUUGAAUCGACGAUAGACACAACAGCAGUUGACGGCCUCCAAGGGCUCGACACAACAUACAAUAACCUUAUGAUAAACGCCACCACAAGCUCAUCAUACCAUCCAUCGCACUCGGAAACUUUGCAGGCAGCCAUGCUGCACGACAAGAUGCUUCUCAACAAUACCCAGUCGCAUCAGUCGCAGUCGUCAUCAGCAUCAGCAUCGUCCAGCUUGAAACGUUACCUGCCUUCUUCAACAUCAACGUCAUCUGUCAAAAGCCUGCCCAGUCUAUCAUCCUCCUCCGCAUCAGCGUCGUCCUCAUCAACUGUCACAACAUCAACCGCAGCGACGGCGUCUGCAUCUGUAUCUGCGACGGCGGCGCAACAAAAUCAGGCGUCUGCAGCAACAUCAGUUUCGGGCAUCCAGCAGCAGCGCUCAAAGAAGCAAUUCAUAUGCAAGUUCUGCAAUAGACAGUUCACAAAAUCCUACAACCUUCUCAUUCAUGAACGCACCCACACCGAUGAACGCCCCUACUCUUGUGAUAUUUGCGGCAAAGCCUUCCGCCGACAGGAUCACCUUAGAGACCACAGGUACAUCCACUCAAAGGAGAAACCAUUCAAAUGCACCGAAUGCGGAAAGGGUUUCUGUCAAUCUCGCACCCUGGCUGUCCAUAAAAUUCUACAUAUGGAAGAAUCACCGCACAAAUGUCCAGUGUGCAAUCGCAGCUUCAACCAGCGCUCAAAUCUAAAGACACAUCUUCUAACCCACACCAAUAUCAAGCCAUACAACUGCGGCUCCUGUGGCAAGGUAUUCCGUAGGAAUUGUGAUCUCCGGCGUCACAGUCUAACCCACAAUCUGACAUCGGGUGCUGUUGGUCUCAAUGAAUCGCCGUCAGAGACGAUCAUUAUCAAUGACAGAAAUGCUGCCCUUGAAAAGGAACAACAUGUCGUCGAAUAGAAAUAGAAAUCAUGUACAAUAAAAUAAUAAUAAUCUCGACCCAUCACUAUUAUAAUAUAAAAUAAUUGUAUCUCUAUCUCACUCUCAAUAUUGUGAUCGUUCAAUAUCAAUAUGUCAUUGUCAACUGUCAUAUACUUGGAAUCAAUUGCAUUAUUAUAAGCUGGCUGACGCAGACUGUAAAUAGUUUUUGUUUGUUUCCUUCUCAUUCUUUAGCAUCGACUUAGAAAGAGAUAACUAAAUGAUAUUUGCUACACAAUGAAAAUAAAUAGAAUGCUUUUUAAGAGCGCCCUCUAGAUUAAGCUAUUUAGAUUAUAAGUUGAACAAAAAAUAUAUGUAUGUUUACAGUUAAA
Molecule: messenger RNA, 2916 nt
Organism: Eupeodes corollae
Lineage: Eukaryota; Metazoa; Arthropoda; Insecta; Diptera; Syrphidae
Gene: sob
Product: protein sister of odd and bowel
Exons: 2
Coding region: 1055-2566 (503 amino acids)
Biological process (GO): embryonic hindgut morphogenesis; embryonic pattern specification; embryo development
Cellular component (GO): nucleus
Molecular function (GO): RNA polymerase II transcription regulatory region sequence-specific DNA binding; DNA-binding transcription factor activity, RNA polymerase II-specific
Source: RefSeq, a predicted model, not a curated record